AUGGCGCCAGUCCACCCGGUCACGCGCCCCAGCACCCACCGCGCACUCCGGCAAGACUCGCGCUUCGAGCCUUUAUCCGUGCAAACCGUGGCCAUCCCAGACGUGAUCCCAGGCUCUGCUAUCCUGCGCGUCGAAGUAGCCGGCAUCCUCAGCUACAUGCGAGAGAUCUACAACGGGGACCGCGCGUACCCGUAUCCGGUCCCUCUCACCGCGGGGUCCGGCGCCAUCGGCCGCGUCGUCGCACUAGGCCCCGACGCAACGAGGCUCACGCUCGGGGACCUGUGUCUCUUGGACGUCACCAUCAGAUCCAGAGACGGCCAGGGCGACAUCUACCUCAGCGCGAUCACGGACGGCUUCACGCCGGGGAGUAAGAAGUUGAUGGCCGAAGGGGGGUUCCGUGACGGCACGUACGCCGAAUACGUGAGAUUUCCGCUGGAGAAUUGCUUCCGCCUGGAUGAGCGGAAGUUGCUGGGUUCGCCCGAGGAGGGUGGGUGGGGGUACUUGAUGGAGGACUUGCCGUACAUUAACAAGAUGCUGGUACCGUACGGCGGCAUGGGCCCAUUGUGUAUUGAUGUGAAGCCGGGCGAGACGGUCGUUGUCGCUCCCGCCACCGGCUCGUUCGGCGCGGCCGCUGUGCAUCUUGCCCUGGAACUGGGUGCGGGAAAGGUGAUCGCCAUGGGAAGGAAUACAGCCGUGCUGGAGAAGGUCAAAGCACUCGAGCCAGACGACAAGAAGUCGCGAGUCGUCACUGUGCCGCUAACUGGAAUCCUCGAGAAGGAUCUAAAAGCUCUUACCGAUGCGAAAAAUGGUGGGGCUAUCGAUGUCUUCUUCGACAUAUCGCCGCCAAUGGCCAAAGAUUCUGCUCACGUCAAGGCGGGUGUCUUGUCUUUAUGCCAUGGCGGCAGACUGUGUCUGAUGGGCGGACUCAGAGACGACGUUGCUUUGCCGCAUCUGAUUGUGAUGCACUAUGACAUAACUAUCAAGGGUAAAUGGAUGUAUGAGCGUGAGGACGUGACAAGCUUCAUCAAGAUGGUGGAAAGCGGCACAGUGAGGCUACAUAACGACAAACGAGGAUGGAACAUGUAUGGAAGCCAAUGUAGGAAGAAGUAUCGAUUGGAAGACUGGGCAGAUGCUUUCGAUGAAGCACACAAGCUCUCUGGCGAGGGUCGUGUUGUCUUCGAGCCUUGA
This is a messenger RNA of Exophiala aquamarina CBS 119918, 1188 nucleotides long. RefSeq lists its product as uncharacterized. The record is from RefSeq and is a predicted model, not a curated record. NCBI's taxonomy places the organism in Eukaryota, Fungi, Ascomycota, Eurotiomycetes, Chaetothyriales, Herpotrichiellaceae. Gene Ontology annotation, cellular component: mitochondrion. Bases 1 to 1188 code for a protein of 395 amino acids. Gene Ontology annotation, molecular function: oxidoreductase activity. The transcript has a single exon.